Cryptomeria japonica (Japanese cedar) is the source of this 2086-nucleotide messenger RNA. Its product is annotated as disease resistance protein RUN1-like. The coding region runs from base 126 to 2081 and encodes 651 amino acids. The transcript has a single exon. NCBI's taxonomy places the organism in Eukaryota, Viridiplantae, Streptophyta, Pinopsida, Cupressales, Cupressaceae. The record is from RefSeq and is a predicted model, not a curated record. Gene Ontology annotation, biological process: defense response to other organism. Gene Ontology annotation, molecular function: ADP binding; protein binding.
CAAAGCCUCCUUUCGCUAUAAAUUCUUAGAUUUGUAGGAUUGUCAUACUCACAUUCAACAAAGCUUGAAUUGCAUUAGAAUUCCCCAUUCUACUCGCUACAUCCAAAGUCUGUAAUAACUCAAAGAUGGCAGCUGGACUUGCUAUUGGCCUUGCCAACGCUGUGGUGGGAAAGCUUGGCGAGAUUGCAGCACAACAAGCAUGGGAUGAGGCAUCUCUGCUGCUCAACUUCAAAAAUGAUUUUAAAUGGUUGGAGAAGAAGCUCAGACAGACAUCUUCUUCUCUACAAGCUGCCGAUGAGCAGAGUGAGCAAAAUAAAGAGGUGAAAGAAUGGCUGGCAGAAGUGAGGAAUGUUGCUCUUGAUGCCCAAGAUAUAAUUGAUGAGUGUGCCGUUGAGCAUUUGUAUACAAAUACCAAUCAGUCAUGUGUGUGCAAUCGUAGUCAAUUAGUCUUUCGGUAUAAGAUGGGGAAGAGGAUUAAAGACAUCAAAGAUAGGAUUAGAUCUGCAAUUCAAGAGGCACAGGAGCUCAAGCUUUUCCACGAUGUGACCCAUAUGAGUCAGCCCUCAACUAGUGGAUCUGAAAGAGAAAGAGAAAGAGAAGCAGAGUCGAGAAGACGGAGUAUGUUGGAGAAAGAUGCUCCAGCAGUGGCAGUAGAGCACAAGGUGGAGGAAAUUCUGAGAUUGUUAGACAAUCCUGCUGUUGGGGUUGUUGCCGUCGUGGGAAUGGGAGGGGUGGGUAAAACAUUCCUUCUGCGGCAUGUCUACGACAGAACAAAACAUAGGUAUGAGUGCUCUGCCUGGAUUUCUGUUUCACAGACUUGUUCUCUUAGAAGUUUGCAAUGUGACCUGGCCUUCCAAAUUAAUUUACAAAUAGACAGUAGUAUAAGUGAUUGGCUAGCAGCUGAAUUGAUACAUGGCAAGUUAGAGGGCAAAAUAUGUUUGAUUGUUUUUGAUGACGUCUGGAGUUCUAGUGUAGAAGGUAACUUGAUAUUAUUAAGACUUGGGCUUCCCACUGGCCGGAAUAACCAGUGUAAAGCAAUGGUCACCACUAGAAGUAGAGAUGUUGCUGAAAAAAUGAAUGCCCACGUCUAUGAGAUGGAACACCUCUCGAAAGAUGAGAGUUGGGAUCUAUUUUGCCAGUAUGCUUUCCCGGAGCGUGAGGGAAAUAGGCCGCCUGAGCUGCUGGAUAGGUUGGCUCAUCAAAUUGUAGAAGAGUGUGGGAGGUUGCCACUGGCCGUAAAGACAGUUGCAGCAUCGAUGGCCAAGUCUCCCCUCACAUCAUAUUGGGAGGCAAAAUUGGGGCAGUUGAAAAAGGUAGGAAAAGGAGAAGACUCCAUCAUGAAGAUUUUAAAGCUGAGUUAUGACUCUCUUCCUCCCUAUCUGAGAUGCUGCUUUGCUUAUUUUUCAUUCUUUCAAGAGGACAUAGAUAUUUCGCUUUCUACUUUUCAUAUUGAUACAGCUAUACACAAGGACAUUGUGAUAUAUUUAUGGAUAGCGGAAGGAUUUAUUCCGCAAGAAGAGGAGAGAGAACAGUGGGAUAUUGGUCUCAAUUAUCUCCACCAACUGGAAAAUUUAUGUUUGUUGGAAGUAGACAGGGUUUUUAAUUGUUACACUGUACAUGACUUGUUGUUUGAUUUGGUUGUAAAUAUUUGUAAAGAAAACGGGUGUGAAUUUGAUCUUCCCUUGAAAGAAACAAGUUGCCGCAGGUUAUUACUGGCUAACAAGGGUUUAGAUACUAAUGUAAUUUCUGAAAGGCCUCUUCUUUGUAAGCGAUAUCUCCGCUCAUUGUCAUUCUCUGAGAAUCCUAACAUUACAAGUAUUCCAGAACAGUUGCUUGAUCAUGUGAGAGUUCUCCGGAUAAUUGAUUUCAGCCGCACUGCCAUCUCCACUUUGCCAAAUUGUGUGGGGAAUUUGAAACUUCUUAGGGUCUUGAAUUUGUCGCGUACACAGAUCAGUGAGGUGCCGGAUUGUGUAAGAAGACUUAAGAGUCUUCAGUUUCUUGAUUUUUCUUAUUGCAAAUUGCUAGGACAUCUACCUGACUGGAUAGGUGAGCUCAAAUGUCUUUCCCAUCUCAGUGUAUGAUGGUG